Apis cerana (Asiatic honeybee) is the source of this 1276-nucleotide messenger RNA. Its product is annotated as 1-acyl-sn-glycerol-3-phosphate acyltransferase alpha. Gene Ontology annotation, molecular function: 1-acylglycerol-3-phosphate O-acyltransferase activity. Gene Ontology annotation, cellular component: endoplasmic reticulum; membrane. The record is from RefSeq and is a predicted model, not a curated record. Gene Ontology annotation, biological process: phosphatidic acid biosynthetic process. NCBI's taxonomy places the organism in Eukaryota, Metazoa, Arthropoda, Insecta, Hymenoptera, Apidae.
UUGUAGGAAGGGGAGCAGAUGUGUGUAUGAGAGUGAUAAGCAAACAAGCAUGUAUGAAUAAGUAAAAGCGAUAGCAAAACGUGAAAUCUCGAAUGUGCAAAGUAUGAUCAAAGUUAGGAGCAAAGUUAAAAAUUGAACGAAAAUGUCAAAUUCGUAAUAAUACAUGCUUCGAUAUUCGUCAGUGAUAUAAGGUGUAAACAAUUAUGUAAUAAGUGUGAUAGUGCAGUGUAAAGUGUAAAAGAAAUAUUGCAUAUUACAUUUUUCAUUAUUGAAAAUGAUAUUUUUGAAAUUUGAAAUAUUUCUCGUCAUUUUCAUUCUUGUGUUAACAUUAUUAUAUAAAAAGAAUAGAACUUUUCUUUAUUAUUUUAAAUACAUUUUCUACAUUGGAAUGUCAAAUAUAAUUGUACUUUUGGUGCUGCCAAUUUUUAUAAUUCGACCAAAAAACAUACACAAUUUAUUAAUUGCAUCAUAUACAUGUUCUUGGAUUACUAAAAUCGUGGAAAUACACUGGGAGUUAAGGGGAAAAGAACAUUUAGAACAAGACAGAGGAUGUAUUAUAGUAUCAAAUCAUCAAAGUGCUUUUGAUAUUUUGGGAAUGUAUCAAAUAUGGCCAAUAAUGAAAAAGUGUACAGCUAUAGCAAGACGAGAACUUUUCUAUAUUUGGCCGUUUGGUUUAGCUGCUUGGUUGGCCGGAUUGAUAUUUAUAGAUAGAAGAAAUGCAGAAAAAGCCAGAUUGCUUAUAAAUGAUACUACAGAGUACAUCAAAGAGAAAAAGAUUAAAUUAUGGAUAUAUCCAGAAGGUACCAGACGAAAUACGGGUGAAAUUCAUCCAUUUAAAAAAGGCGCUUUUUGUGCCGCUAUACAUGGUCAAGUACCUAUAUUACCGAUUGUCUUUUCUUCUUAUUAUUUUUUAUCUUCCAAAGAAAAGAAAUUUGAUUCUGGUCGAGUUAUCAUUAAAACAUUACCAGCAAUAUCUACAGAAGGAAUGACGAUUGAUGAUGUUAAUAAAUUAUUGGAAAAAACACGAAAUGUCAUGAGCGAGACUUUACGUGAACUUAAUCUUGAAAUACAAUCUUCCUAAACUAAAAUAAUUGUUUUAAUUAAGGUUGUAAAUCGAGGACUAGUCUUCUUUAUAUUUAUCACUAUUUUAAUAGUUUUACAUAUAUUAAUAUUUAUCGAAUAUUUUUCAAAUAGUCAUCGUGUUACAAAACAAUUAUGAGUUCUGAUGUAUAAUGAUCAGAAUGUACUAAAUAAAGAGUUUUAAUUUUUUUUGUAA